AUGGAUCGCACACUACUUACCAUCCCCAAACUUACUAGUCAUAAUUACCAUGACUGGAAAUUUGCCGUCAGCAUGGCAUUGCGCAUCAGGGAUUGUUGGGAUGUUAUAGCCAAUGGAUCCGAGAAGAAACCGGCCGGCGACGCACUCACGGAAUGGACAAAGAAAGCAAAUGAUGCGCUUACCAUCAUCGCUCUCACGGUGGACCCGAGCCAGUACACCUACAUCCGAGAUUGCACCGAUGGAGUAACCGCAUGGCAGAGGCUCAAGGACAUCUACGAGAAGAAUUCUCGUGCAACCCGAAUCUCCCUCAAGCGCCAAUUCUACGGCUUCGAGCACGAUAUAAAUAUGCCAAUGCAGGAUUAUGUAAAUGGCAUUACAGAUUUAGCCGCCAAGCUCAACGCGAUCGGAGUUACCCUAAAUGAUGAAGAUAUCACCGACGUCCUUAUCUUCAAUCUCGACAAGGAAUAUUCGAGCAUCGCCGCAUCCUUAUCAGCUGGCAAAACAGAUCUCAAAGUCGGAGAAGUUGUUAGCACCCUUCUCGAGGAAGAACAACGGAAAGGGGGAGCACCCGAUGUAGUUACCGCCCUUUACAGCAACGGCAUCAAUAACAAUGGCCGAGGACCGCCGGGCCGACGCGGACCGAAUCGUGAUCGACGCGAAGGAAUCAUCGAAAUGCGCACAUGUUACCUAUGCGGAUACAAGGGACACAUUCUCAAGGAUUGCCGCGCCACGAAAACCAAAGAUGGAAAGGCUAUUACCACCAAAAUGACUAUUGCCGCCCUCGAAAGAAUCAAGCAAGAACAAGAAAUCGCCAAGUCGAACUAUGUAUCCGAAAUCGGCGAGACCCUGAAUGAAUUCGCGUAUUGA
Molecule: messenger RNA, 867 nt
Organism: Cyclocybe aegerita
Lineage: Eukaryota; Fungi; Basidiomycota; Agaricomycetes; Agaricales; Hemipholiotaceae
Source: the annotation of a GenBank genome assembly